AGAUGUAAUAGAACAAGGAAAAGUUCUGGUUUCGGCUAACAGAAACAACACAAUGAAAAAUGAGAACAAUGUCAACGGGAACCACGAUGAAGCCGGUGGCAAUAUUGAGAACGAAGUAAACGAUCAAAGCAUUAAAUCAAUCAAUGACAACAGACGUUCAGAUAAUAUUAAAGACAUUGAAAUAAGAAACGUAGAAGAAUUGCCUAUAGUCAUUACGGAAAUCGUCGAUAGUAAGAAAGAUAUGUCAUUUCCAGUCGAGCAUUCAGAUGUUGAUCCAAUUGACAUAACUGUCGGAGAACAAUUGAUUACCGAAAAUACAGAGGAUAGACAUCAGGCAGAUUGUAUGGAAAAACACACACAAAUGUCUUUAUUACGAGCACCAAGAUUAGAUAAAGAUAGUUUAAAUACAAAUUCAACCGCUGGGAAUGCACAACUGACAGAACACAGUUUCAAACCCGUGAAACAAGUCUCACAUGAAAGUUUAGAUCAAAAUACAGAUGAGGUCAGUAGUGGAUACUGGUCUGAAGAAUUUCCACGUCCGCCAAUGUCCUGUGAUAAAGAAUCAGGUUUUCUACAGACAUAUGGUGAAUUGGUUUCGGUUUCAGUUUCGAAUGGUAGCACUGAAGGAACAGAAGUCAUUACAAGCGGUCUAGAAAGUUAUAAUCAUAAAUUAACUGGACAGACAUCACCAGUUCAUAGAGAAAGUAUUCAACCAAAACAGAUUAUUGUAAGAAAUGAUAGUGGCGUUUUUGACAAUGGAAAUGGAUAGCGCUGAUGAUGUAUCAAUAGAGUUAACAGGCAUUUAAUUUGAUAAUCAUAUGAGAGUUUGUAAAACCAGAGCAAAUGCAUGGCUUUUUUGUACCUUUAUGAACAGGAUUAUACAAGAAAUGUAUACAAGAAGGGAGAUUGAAUUUGAAAAAAAGUAAAGUCCACAAUAUGUUUUUACUAUAGGCAGCUUGAAAAACUUUUUAUGUGUUGUUCGUGUACAUAGUAUUGUAUUUUUAAACAUACAUUAAUCAACGCUAUUUAGAUUGUACUGUUUAUUGACGUUUCGUGUACAUUUUAUGUAACCUUAGGCCUUAUACAAUACCUACGAAUCUCAUUACACAUGUGACGUAAAUCUUUUGUUCAAACUCUCCAUUAUUAUACCCCACGCAACGAAAGGGUGGAGGGAAUAAUGUUUUUUACCCAUCUAUCUGUCUGGUUUCUUGUUAUCAGAAGUUAACUCAUCUUAAACCACACAACAGAAUUUCAUGAAACCUUUUUAGAUGUGCAUAUCGACAAGAAAUUACGUUUCAAUUUUUUUUCUAGAGUUUAUGCCCUUCGAAAAUGUAUGUGCUUCAUUAUACUACUGUAUGCCAUUGUAACACCUCGGAAACCACACAACAUAAUUUUAUGAAAACUUUUUAGAUAAUAUGACAUACUAUGUCGAUGUACAUAUGGACAAGAAAUUACGAUUCCAUUUUUUUCUCUCCGAGUUACGGUCCUUUGAUCUUAUUUGCUUCAAUUUACCACUGCAACAGUUUGUCAAUUCAAGUUAUAACUCAACUUAUAAUAAGCUAUCCAGACUUAGUAUAAUAAAAAUAUGGAUCGCUGUAUAGAUGAAAGUAAAAAAGAAAUCAAAAACGAUAUCAUCAAUAACAACAAAUCAAAGAAAUUAAGAUAAAAGCAUGACCAAACGAAAGAAAAAAGAUGAACAUGUUUUAUAUUUUGGAUAUAUUGAAUUUUCUGGUAAAAUGGACACUUAAUGAGAGACUUGUUCCCCCGCCAGUUACAACAGCAUUACAUGUGUAAAAAGCAGGUAACUUGUGUUAGGUAUAAGGUAUAAUUUGUGAAUAAAUUCCCUUUUCUGGACCCUUUUACAAAUUAACGUAAUCUGUUUUGUAUUAUCCUAAGUUAACUUUCUAAUAGAAAAUAAGUGAAAAACAUGCUAUAACGCAUUAUGAUACCAAGCACGUUGUGUUGUCGUGUAAAUUCGUAUAUUUUUAUUAUAUGGCUAAUUGACUAUCAAUAAAUGCAUCAUCUGAUUUUGAAAAGGAUUGAAAGAGAAACUUUCAAUUUUGUAUUCGACAUAUGAACCAUAGAAAAAUAAAGGUAAAUAUAAUUUACAAAGAAUAAAAUGUAAGUUAUAUUGGUUGUUCUAACAAACUGUUAUUUUCCUGUUAACAGUAAUAUGACAUUAUAGUAUUUGUGUAUUCACUUGAUGUUAUGCAGUUAUGAUACUUUUGUGUUAUAUAUCCUUAAUAAAUAUAUCGU
This is a messenger RNA of Mytilus trossulus (common blue mussel), 2256 nucleotides long. RefSeq lists its product as uncharacterized. NCBI's taxonomy places the organism in Eukaryota, Metazoa, Mollusca, Bivalvia, Mytilida, Mytilidae. Bases 53 to 769 code for a protein of 238 amino acids. The record is from RefSeq and is a predicted model, not a curated record. The transcript has 4 exons.